AUGAUCGGACAAGGAGUUGGUGUGUCGUUCGGAGCUGAGUUCUUCAACCCGGUGACCCCGGUUUCGGUUCCGGUUGCUGGUUUCCACCCUGGCCAGAAGCUCCGAGUGGUUCUUAUUCCGACCGGAUCUGAUCGUUUUGUGAUCAACCUCCGUACCCCGAACGAUAUCGCUUUCCACUUCAACCCUCGUUUUGAUGAGCGCUGCAUUGUGAGCAACAGCACCCACAACGGCCACUGGCAAAACGAGGAGCGAUUCGACCAGGAGUUCCCCUUCCACGCCAACCGCGUCUACACCAUCGAAUUCCAGGCCCACCCCGGAGCCAUUGCUGUGUUCCUCAACGGCCGCCCCUACUGCCAAUUCAACGAGCGCCACGACCACUCCAACGUGCACCUCAUUGAGGUCGAUGGCAGCGCCCAUGUCCACUCCGUCCAUGUCACCCAU
Messenger RNA from Mesorhabditis spiculigera, 441 nucleotides. NCBI's taxonomy places the organism in Eukaryota, Metazoa, Nematoda, Chromadorea, Rhabditida, Rhabditidae. The record is from the annotation of a GenBank genome assembly.